Clunio marinus is the source of this 210-nucleotide messenger RNA. Lineage: Eukaryota; Metazoa; Arthropoda; Insecta; Diptera; Chironomidae. The record is from the annotation of a GenBank genome assembly.
AUGUUCUUUUCUCGUAAAACAAUGACAACAUGUCGGAAUGUUUAUCAACGAAAACGAAUUCACAGGGAGCAUGGAGAUGAUUACAUUAAAGAAAUGGAAAAUUUAAUGAUGGAUCAUUUAGAAUCAUCUUCUAAAACCUACAUCACUGUUAUUUCAAUUUCUACCAGCCAUGUUUUCAAUACUACUGAGUGUCAAUCAAUCUUUCAAUAA